Molecule: messenger RNA, 1962 nt
Organism: Xenopus laevis (African clawed frog)
Lineage: Eukaryota; Metazoa; Chordata; Amphibia; Anura; Pipidae
Gene: luc7l2.S
Product: LUC7-like 2 pre-mRNA splicing factor S homeolog
Biological process (GO): mRNA splice site recognition
Cellular component (GO): U1 snRNP
Molecular function (GO): mRNA binding
Source: RefSeq, marked provisional
AACGCUCGCGCGAGAGAGCAGCGCGUCCUGAAGGCUCUGUCCUUUCUGUCGCCGGCCGCUGUGUGAGGAGCGAGUCGGCUACUUUUUUUUAUUUUCAUCUUUAUUUUCUUCCAUUCGGCGGAUCACAGUGUCGUUGUCUGGUUCGUUAACGUCGCUAAGGCAGUUCUUCCACGUCUAGAGCCUCCCCCUCCUUUAUCAAAAUGUCGGCGCAGGCCCAAAUGCGCGCCUUGCUCGACCAGCUCAUGGGGACCUCUAGGGACGGUGAUUCCACACGGCAGCGGAUCAAGUUUAAUGAUGAAAGGGUAUGCAAAAGCCACCUGCUCAACUGCUGUCCUCACGACAUCCUCUUAGGAACGAGGAUGGAUCUGGGAGAAUGUCUAAAAGUUCACGAUCUUGCCUUAAGAGCUGAUUAUGAAAUUGCAUCCAAGCAGCAGGAUUUCUUCUUUGAGCUUGAUGCUAUGGAUCAUUUGCAGUCAUUCAUUGCAGAUUGUGACAGAAGGACAGAGAUUGCCAAGAAGAGACUGGCAGAUACUCAAGAGGAAAUAAGCGCAGAAGUUGCUGUUAAGGCAGAGAAAGUGCAUGAACUCAAUGAAGAAAUUGGCAAACUGCUGGCCAAAGCUGAGCAGCUGGGAGCUGAAGGAAAUGUGGAAGAGUCACAGAAAGUCAUGGAUGAAGUUGAAAAGACAAGAGUUAGGAAAAGAGAAGCUGAGGAUAUCUACCGUAAUUCCAUGCCCGCAUCCAGUUUUCAACAGCAAAAGCUACGCGUUUGUGAAGUCUGCUCUGCUUACUUGGGUCUUCAUGACAAUGACAGACGAUUGGCUGAUCACUUUGGGGGAAAGUUGCAUUUGGGAUUCAUUGAAAUACGUGAGAAAUUAGAUGAGCUGAAGAGACUAGUGGCAGAGAAACAGGAGAAGAGGAAUCAAGAUAGACUGAAACGUAGAGAGGAGAGGGAUAGGGAGGAGAGAGAAAAGCUCAAAAAAAGAUCUAGAUCCCGAGAAAAACGUAGACACCGUUCUCGAUCCUCGUCUAGGGACCGCAAAAGAAGAACUCGGUCCAAAUCACGUGAAAAGCGACACCGUCACCGUUCUAGAUCAGGUAGUCGAAGCAGAAGCCACAGCCAUCAGCGCAGCCGUGAUAGGAGCAGAGAUCGUAGCUCCAGAACGAAGUAAGCCAGCACCUAUUGUGCCUGCUUGUUGAAUGGAAUCUGUGAAUCGAACAUCUUAAAAGGAUACUUGGUAUAUAAAUUUGUGGCCUAGGAGCUACUUUCAUUAGAAGAACACAUUCUAAGGCUAGGUACAGAUAAAGGUUUUAUCCAAUUAGAAAAGUUGAAUAGAAGUUGUCUCAUGAUGGCAGCCAAACAAUUUCUUAACUUAUCACUUUCCCAUGAGAUGCAAGUAAAAAUUGCCUAUGUAGUCCAGGUCUAUGAGCUGCAGAAUUCUCUUCUGUGCUUCGCUGUCUCUUCACUUCUUUAUGCAGAUUUGGAUUGAGAAUAUUCACUGCAGCCCUUAUAUUCAGUCUGUAAAGAAACUCUGAGAACUGAAUUAGUGCCCCAGGUCAUCAUUUUGCCGUGACGUUUAAGUUUGAUUCUUUAGAUUGACAUUCAUUACUUUCAACUGCUGAAACAUUUUAAUAAGUUGCAAAAUUAUGCAGGAAGGUAGCCGUGAACGUAAUGGCCGAGUCAGCCAACGUAGUCUUUCUGAAAAAGGAUUACAGAGGGAUUUUAUAGGGUAAAUAUUAUCUACAGAUUUAUAUUUCUGCUUUGUCCUUGAUUUCUUAAUAGGGAAAUAAGGCUCUGGCCAAUAUGGUCAUGAGAGAUCUGUAAAAAAAAAAAAUUUUGAACUUUGCUGAACAAACUACAUUAAGACAAAUGUCAUUUUGUUUUUGAAUUGUGCCAUUUUUUCCUAAAUUCUCUGUAAAGACACUUCUGGAAAUAAAGACAUUUGUAUUUGUGUGUACCUAAAA